Microcebus murinus (gray mouse lemur) is the source of this 9694-nucleotide messenger RNA. RefSeq names its product zinc finger FYVE-type containing 26 (gene ZFYVE26). Gene Ontology annotation, molecular function: metal ion binding; phosphatidylinositol-3-phosphate binding. Gene Ontology annotation, cellular component: centrosome; lysosomal membrane; midbody. Lineage: Eukaryota; Metazoa; Chordata; Mammalia; Primates; Cheirogaleidae. Gene Ontology annotation, biological process: mitotic cytokinesis; regulation of cytokinesis; double-strand break repair via homologous recombination. The record is from RefSeq and is a predicted model, not a curated record.
ACUGUCUGGAGUGAGAUCUGUCACCUGACUCGGUUCAAACAUGGCUGCGCUGGAAGCUCUAUUGCUUUGGACACCCGGAGCAGGAGUUACUCCACGAAUGAAAAAUUUGAGAAUGUGUUCGGCAUAACUCAUCUCUUCUUAUCUCCCUGCACUUUGUGCUGGGAAAAUGAAUCAUCCAUUUGGAAAAGAGGAAGAUGCUUCCCAGAAGCAGCUUUUCGAAUUUUUCUGUGAGUGCCUCCGGAGGGGAGAAUGGGAGCUGGCACAGGCAUGUGUACCUCAGCUGCACGAGGCACAAGGGGAUAUCCCAAAGAGGGUGGAAGACAUACUUCAGGCACUGGUGAUGUGUCCAGAUCUGCUGAGAUGUGGGCAGAACAUCAACCCUCAAAGAUUAGCUUGGGUAUGGCUUCUUGUACUGGAAAAAUGGUUGGCCCGGGAAAAGAAGUUACUCCCAGCUGUUUUCCGGAAAAAGCUUGAGUUUCUUUUAUUGUCAGAAGACCUCCCUGGUGACAUUCCAGAGAACAUCCUCAAGGAGCUGUACGAGACCUUAGCACAAGGUGCAGUCAGCCCUGUGCCUGAUGGAAAUCAGAGGAGGGAGAGCUGGACUCCGCAACUCAGCUCUGAAGCUCUCUCUGUGCUGUGGGAUCUUCUGAGACAGACUCCUCAGCCAGCGCAGGCUCUGCUGGAGCUCUUGCUUGGGGAAGAUGACAGCACUGGUCUCUGUCACCAGCCUCUGCAGAAUGCACUGGUGGACCUGAUUAGAAAGGCACUGCAAACUUUGCAGGGCCCUGACUCAGGGCCCCCUGGGGUAGUCAGUGCCAUCUACGGAGCCCUGCGGACCUUGCGUUGCCCUGCAGAGCCACUUGGAACUAAGUUGCAUCUCCUGUGUGAGGAACUCCUGGAAGCCUGCAGGACUGAGGGGAGUCCCCUGCGGGAAGAACAGGUGCUAGGCUGUCUGCUGCACAAGGCUGGGCGAGGCCUGGUGUCCCUGUAUGGCCAUACCUAUGCAGAGAAGGUCACAAAAAAGCUGCCGAGGGCCACAACUUCAGGAAAAGUUUCACCAGAUCAUCUAGAUCCCGAGCAGGCAAUGCUAGCCCUCUUCUCCAAUCCUGACCCAGCCCAGGCUUGGAAAGUGGCCUAUUUCUACUGCCUGAGCAAUAGCAAGCACUUCCUUGAGCAGAUCCUGGUAACAGCACUAACACUGUUGAAAGAGGAGGACUUCCCAAGUCUCAGCUGCCUGCUAGAUAGAGAAUUCAGGCCUCUUAGUCGCCUGCUUGUGCUCCUGGGCUGGACACACUGCCAGAGCCUAGAGUCAGCUAAGAGGUUGCUCCAGGCACUGCACAGGACCCAGGACCAAGGCUGUGAUAAGCUCCUCAGGGAUGCUUGUGAUGGGCUGUGGGCUCACCUGGAGGUCUUGGAGUGGUGUGUUCAGCAGAGCAGCAACCCCAUACCAAAGAGAGAUCUCUUGAGUCAUUUACAUGGUGGAGACAACCACUCAGUACUCUACACUCUCCAUCACCUUACAAACCUUCCAGCCCUCAGAGAGGAAGAUGUUCUCAAGCUCUUACAGAAGGUGCCAGGCAAGGACCUCCAGCAAGAUUCAGUUGAUGUCCUAGUCCCUGAGCACCUUAGCCAGUGUCCGAACCUGACACUCUACCAGGGCUUCUGUGCCAUGAAGUAUGCCAUCUAUGCCCUCUGCGUGAACUCACACCAGCACUCCCAGUGCCAUGACUGCAAACACGGCCCCUCUGAGGACCUGGCCUCAGCUGCAGAGCGAGUGGAUGACUCUCUCUCCUUCCCAGGUGCUGCAAAUCUCUUCUCAACUUACCUGGCCAAGUGUCAACAGUAUCUCUGCAGUAUUCCUGACUCUUUGUGCCUGGAACUUCUAGAAAAUAUCUUCUCAUUGCUUCUCAUCACCUCUGCUGAUCUUCACCCAGAGCCUCACCUGCCUGAGGACUAUGCUGACGAUGAUGACACUGAGGGGAAGGGCCCCUUGGGUUUAAGGUCCCCAUCAGAGAGCCCUCAGCACAUACCACAACCUGAGCAAAAGUCAGAACGGGCUCCACUAGGAGUCCCCAGGAGCCUUGCUUAUACAAUGCCAAGCUGUCUGAAGGAAGAACCAAAAGACAGUUACCCAGGGCCUCAUGGGCAUAGCUUUUUGGACCUAAAGCACUUUACUAGUGGUAUCAGUGCAUUCCUGGCUGAUGAAUUUGCAAUAGGGGCCUUCCUGAGGCUUCUCCAAGAGCAACUGGAUGAGAUCAGCAGCCACAGUCCCUCUGAGAAGCCAAAGCUUCCAGAAGGCCAGAGCUGCUCAGGAAGCAAAGAUGGACUGCAGAGCCGCCUACACCGGUUUUCCAAGGUUCUCUCUGAGGCGCAAUGGAGAUACAAGGUGGUAACAAGCAACCAGGGCUCAGAAGAGCAACCUUCCCGAAGAUACCGACCUACUGCCACACGGCACUCCAGUCUCCGCCGGGGUCGCCGGACAAGAAGGAGCCGUGCAGAUGGACGGGACAGAGGUUGCAACCCAUCGCUAGAAAGUACAAGUAGUGAGCUGAGCACAAGUACUUCAGAGGGAAGUCUGAGCGCUGCAUCUGGGCAGAAUGAUCUGGAUGGCCGGUUGCAGCCCCAACCUCAGAGUUCACUUAUCCCCAUGAUGUUCUCCCCACCUGAGUCACUGCUGGCAUCCUGCAUCCUCCGGGGGAACUUUGCAGAAGCUCAUCAGGUGGUGUUCACGUUCAACCUAAAGUCCUCACCCAGCUCAGGGGAACUGAUGUUCAUGGAGCGCUAUCAGGAGGUGAUCCAAGAGCUGGCCCAAGUAGAGCACAAGAUUGAAAACCAGAACCCUGAUGGGGUUAGCAACACCAUUCGAAGAACUGGCAGUGGCCGCUCAACUCUACAGGCCAUUGGCAGUGCUGCAGCAGCAGGAAUGGUGUUUUACUCCAUCUCUGACGUGACUGACAAGCUGCUCAGCAGCUCUGGAGACCCCAUCCUCACACUCCAGGAGGACUUUUGGAUAAGCACUAGUCUGGUGGAACCCACUGACCCCCUGCGAGAGGUUCUGGAAGACCUCAGUCCUCCUGCCAUGGCUGCAUUUGACUUAGCUUGCUCUCAGUGCCAGCUCUGGAAAACCUGCAAGCAGCUCUUGGAAACGGCUGAACGGCGUCUGAACAGUAGCCUUGAAAGCCGUGGUCGACGGUUAGACCAUGUACUUCUCAAUGCUGAUGGCAUUCGAGGUUUUCCAGUUGUUCUUCAGCAAAUCAGUAAGAUUCUCAAUUAUCCGAUUAUGUCAGCUGCACAGACUAAAUCAGAGAGUAUAGAAGAAAAGGGAGGAGGCUCACCACGGUAUAGCAUCACGGAGCUGCUUCAGAUGUGCUGGCCCAGCCUAACCGAAGACUGUAUUGCCAGCCACACCACCCUCUCCCAGCAGCUGGAUCAGGUCCUUCAGUCACUGAGAGAGGCACUAGAGCUGCCAGAGCCCAGAAGUCCUCCACUCUCUUCCCUGGUGGAACAGGCAGCCCAGAAAGCUCCUGAGGCAGAGACACACCCUGUGCACAUCCAGACUCAGCUCCUCCAGAAGAACCUGGGCAAACAGACCCCAGCAGGCAGCAAACAGACUGACUACAUGGGCACCUUCCUCAGUUACUGCAGCACCCUGGCUGCAGUUCUCCUUCGGAGUUUGAGCUCUGAACCUGAUCAUGUGGAUGUCAAGGUAGGAAAUCCAUUUGUUCUGCUGCAACAAAGCUCUUCCCAACUGGUGUCACAUCUCCUGCUUGAGAGACAAGUCCCCCCAGACAGGCUGGCAACCCUUCUGGCCCGAGAGGGUCUCAGCUUAAGUGUGCCACAGGUCAUCGUCAACUGCUGCUGUGAGCCCCUUGCUCUUUGCUCUUCCCGGCAAAGCCAGCAGACAUCCUCCCUCCUGACCCGCCUGGGCAUCCUGGCUCAGCUGCACACCUCCCACUGGCUGGAUGACCUCCCACUUUCUACACUGAGUGCCCCAAGGCCAACUGAGAAUCCCACAUUGGAAAGAAAGGCCCACUCCUCCCCAACGGAUUCAUCACCCCCAGCCCUCACCUCCUCUACCUUGGCCUUCCUUAAAUCUCGCUCAAAGCUACUGGCUAUGGUGGCCUGCCUGCGGGCUUCCCCAGGGUUAAAGGUCACCAAGCCCAGCUUGUCAUGGAAGGAGCUUCGAGGCCGCAGGGAGGUGCCUCUCACUGCAGAGCAGGUGGCCCGGGAAUGUGAGCGCCUUCUGGAACAAUUCCCUAUGCUUGAGGCCUCCCUCCAGGCAACCUGGGAGCCUCUACAAGGAUCCUCUCAGCAGGGGCAGAGUCUGGCAGCAAGUCUCUGCGGGCAGGCUAGUCUUUCUACUGUUCUUCUGGGCCUGCAUUCCCCCAAUGCCCUAGAUGUGCUGACUGAGGCUUUUGAGGAGGCCCUAGUGGCCAGAGAUUGGCCCCGGGCCCUUCAGCUCACUGAAGUGUAUGGGCGAGAUGUGGACGAUUUGAACAGCAUAAAGGAUGCAGUCCUCAGCUGUGCUGUGGCAUGUGACAAAGAAGGUUGGCAAUACCUGUUUCCUGUGAAGGAUGCAUCUCUGAGAAGUCGGCUGGCCCUACGGUUUGUGGACAGGUGGCCCCUGGAGUCAUGUCUGGAGAUCCUGGCCUACUGCAUUUCAGACACAGCUAUCCAGGAAGGACUAAAGUGUGAGCUUCAGAGGAAGCUAGCGGAGCUGUGGGUAUAUCAGAAGAUUCUAGGUUUGCAGGAUCCCCCAGCAUGGUGUGACUGGCAGACCCUGAGGAACUGCUGUGCUGAGGACCCAUCAGCUGUCAUGAACAUGAUUCUAGAAGCACAGGAGUAUGAGCUAUGUGAGGAGUGGGGCUGCCUAUACCCCAUUCCAAGAGAAUGUUUAAUCAGCCUACAUCAAAAGCAUCUUCUCCACCUUCUAGAAAGAAGAGAUCAUGAAAAGGCUUUGCAACUCCUGCAAAGGAUCCCCGACCCCACCAUGUGCCUUGAGGUCACAGAGCAAUCCCUUGACCAGCACCCUAGCUUGGCCACUUCUCACUUCUUGGCCAACUACCUCACCACCCACUUCUAUGGACAACUGACUGCUGUCCGACACCGUGAAAUCCAGGCGCUAUAUGUGGGGUCCAAGGUUCUGCUGACCCUCCCUGAACAGCACCGGGCCAGCUAUUCCCACUUGUCCUCUAAUCCCCUGCUCAUGCUAGAGCAGCUGCUCAUGAACAUGAAGGUGGAUUGGGCCACAAUGGCAGUGCAGACCCUGCACCAGCUGCUGGCCGGGCAGGAGAUUGGCUUCACCAUGGACGAGGUGGACACGCUGCUUUCCAGAUAUGCAGGGAAAGCCCUGGACUUUCCAUACCCUCAGAGGGAGAAACGAUCAGAUUCUGUGAUUCACCUCCAGGAAAUUGUCCAUCAGGCUUCAGACCCCGAGACCCUCUCUAGAUCACCAUCAGCAGAGUUCUCUCCUGCUGCUCUUCCUGGUGUCUCUGUUGUACAUUCCCCCAGUCUGAGGGAGAAGAGUUUCCCACCGAGUCAACCCACGCAGGAAUUCGUGCCCCCAGCCACACCCCCUGCUAGGCACCAGUGGGUACCAGAUGAGACAGAGAGCAUCUGCAUGGUCUGCUGCAGGGAGCACUUCACCAUGUUUAACAGGCGUCAUCAUUGUCGUCGCUGUGGCCGGCUAGUGUGCAGUUCCUGCUCCACUAAGAAAAUGGUGGUGGAAGGCUGCAGAGAGAACCCCACUCGUGUGUGUGACCAGUGCUAUAGUUACUACAACAAAGAUGUACCAGAGGAGAAUUCAGGACAACCAGAAGCACCAGAUGGCUCCCAAAGUCAAAGCCCACCAUACUCAUUUGUGGUGAAAAUCCCCAAAGCAGAUGAAGUGGAAUGGAUUUUGGAUCUGAAAGAGGAGGAAAAUGAACUAGUGCGGAGUGAAUUUUACUAUGAGCAGGCCCCCAGCGCCUCCUUGUGCAUUGCUAUCCUGAAUCUGCACCGGGACAGCACUGCCUGUGGUCACCAGCUGAUUGAGCACUGCUGCAGGCUGUCCAAGGGCCUUGCCAACCCAGAGGUGGAUGCAGGGUUGCUCACAGACAUCAUGAAGCAGCUGCUCUUCAGCGCCAAGAUGAUGUUCGUCAAGGCUGGCCGGAGCCAGGACUUGGCUCUUUGUGACAGCUACAUCAGCAAGGUGGAUGUACUGAAUAUUUUAGUUGCUGCUGCCUAUCGCCACGUGCCAUCUCUGGAUCAGCUCUUGCAGCCAGCUGCAGUGACCAGGCUAAGGAACCAGCUUUUGGAAGCUGAGUACUACCAACUGGGCGUUGAGGUUUCCACAAAGACUGGGCUCGAUACCACUGGGGCGUGGCAUGCCUGGGGCAUGGCCUGCCUCAAAGCUGGGAAUCUCCCUGCAGCUCGGGAGAAGUUCAGUCGCUGUCUGAAGCCCCCAUUUGACCUCAAUCAGCUGAGUCAUGGCUCAAGGCUGGUACAGGACGUGGUUGAGUACCUGGAGUCCACAGCGAGGCCCAUCAUAUCCUUGCAAGAUGACGAUUACUUUGCCACCUUGAGGGAACUAGAGGCUACUCUUCGGACCAAGAGCCUCUCUCUAGAGGUGAUUCCUGAUGGGAAGGUCAUGAACAACACCUACUACCAAGAAUGCCUCUUCUACCUGCACAACUAUAGCACCAACUUGGCCAUCAUCAGCUUCUACAUGCGGCACAGCUGCCUGCGGGAAGCCCUGCUGCACCUCCUCAACAAGGAGAGUCCUCCAGAAGUCUUCAUAGAAGGCAUUUUCCAGCCAAGCUAUAAAAGCGGGAAGCUACAUGCUUUGGAAAACUUGUUAGAAUCUAUUGAUUCAUCCUUGGAGAGCUGGGGAAAGUACCUGAUUGCUGCCUGCCAACAUUUACAGAAGAAAAACUACUACCACAUUCUGUAUGAGCUACAGCAGUUUAUGAAGGACCAAGUCCGGGCGGCCAUGACAUGCAUUCGGUUCUUCAGUCACAAAGCAAAGUCAUAUACAGAACUGGGAGAGAAGCUGUCAUGGCUGCUCAAGGCCAAGGACCACCUGAAGAUCUACCUCCAAGAAAAUUCUCGCAGCUCUGGAAGGAAGAAAACCACCUUCUUCCGAAAAAAGAUGACGGCAGCUGAUGUGUCAAGGCACAUGAACACACUUCAGCUGCAAAUGGAAGUGACCAGGUUCUUACAUCGGUGUGAAAGUGCUGGGACCUCUCAGAUCACCACUUUGCCUCUGCCAACCCUGUUUGGAAAUAACCACAUGAAAAUGGAUGUUGCCUGCAAGGUCAUGCUGGGAGGGAAAAAUGUAGAAGAUGGUUUUGGAAUUGCAUUCCGUGUUCUGCAGGACUUCCAGCUGGAUGCUGCCACGACCUACUGCAGAGCUGCCCGGCAGUUGGUGGAGAAGGGGAAAUACAGCGAGAUACAACGACUGCUCAAGUGUGUUAGUGAGUCAGGCGUGGCAGCCAAAAGUGAUGGGGACACCAUCCUCCUCAACUGCCUGGAAGCAUUCAAGAGAAUUCCACCCCAGGAACUUGAGGGUCUGAUCCAGGCAAUACACAAUGAUGACAACAAGGUUCGGGCCUACCUGACAUGUUGCAAACUGCGUUCUGCCUACCUGAUUGCCGUGAAGCAAGAACACUCUCGGGCUACGGCCCUCGUCCAGCAGGUGCAGCAGGCCGCCAAGAGCAGUGGGGAUGCAGUUGUGCAAGACAUCUGUGCCCAGUGGCUUCUGACAAGCCACCCCCGGGGUGCCCACAGCUCAGGCUCCAGAAAGUGACCCUGGGCAAGGGGGCAAGGGAAUGUGGCCUGAGAACUUUGGCAACAGCAGUGAUGGUGGUGCCCUUCGUCUCUUUCCUCCUGUGGAGUGGGACUUGUCUGGCUCUGCCCCAGGUCGGAAAGAGCUGGAUUGGACCCUACUUGCCUCCUCGGGCAAGAACAGGACCUUUCACACAAGUGCCAUGUUUCUGUAAAAUUGUGGAAUCUGUGUGUAUCUGUGUGUGUUCAUCUGGAGAUGGCCAGUUCUUUCUACCUCAGAGUGAGUGAGUGAGUGUGGUACACAUAUGUGCACACACAUGCAUGCUCCUGUGCACUGACGUUUACACCCAAGCAUUUAUGAACAAAUGAAACUCUCCUCCAUUGAAAAGAGGCACUUUAGACUCCUACCACUCUGGAAACCUUCCCUGCGUUUUGGUUCUUGACCCGGGUGCUCCUGUUUGUACACAGUCCCCUCCAUGUGGGCAUGCUGUAGUAGUUCCUCUCAACUAGAGGGGUUUUACAGAAAAUUAUAGAAUAACGCCAAAAGGAUCACCUCUUUUCCCUUCCCAAAAUUCAGAGAUGGCUUUGAGGCAAGUGCUACCUGUGGAAUAAAAAUUUUCCAGGUAUCUCCUCUCCCAAGUACAAGGAGUCAACGUGCAUCUUUGGAAGGUAGUCUGAAUAGAAGUGUUUUCAGGUGCCGGCAUCGGAAAGCUGUGAGUGUGUACACCUCCGAUCAGGUCUGGGCGGCUGACGCAUUGGCAGGAGCGUCACCAUCACAUUUGCGAGAAAGGCAAACCAUCCAAAAGCGGUAUCGGGUUGCUCACAAGCACAGAGCUGGCUCUCAUGAAUGUCCCUAGUGCAGAGUUGGUGGGUAAGAGAACAUGCCUCCUUCUUUAAGACUCUGGGAAGAAAUAUGGUAGCCAGGAUCCUAGGACUGAAUGUCUAGACUCCACCUAUUUGAGUUGCAGUCCUGUUUGUGCCCCUUGAAUUGGUUAGAAAACUACUUCCUCUUCUCUCCUGCUUCCUUUCAGUCCCUUCAGGACCACUGGAUGGAUAUGCAGACACCUGGGGCCAUUGAGAAGUCAGGGCACUUCUUUUCUCUGUCUUAACAGAGGGAGUCAGGGGUUAGCUUCAGAAUUGGGCCUAUGGACAAGAGUCAGAACAAGGGCAUAAGGAAUAGGUCACAUACAGUUGGUGGAAAACUAAGUGAAGUGCUUUUUAACAUGCACUUGCUUGUCUUCCCACUGAGAUGUGACAGUGUUUGGGAAAGGAUUUGUCAUACUCAGUGACUUUGAUUUGCAAAUGAGAAGCCUAAAGAAAAGCUCUGGGGCUCUGAGCCUCCCACCAGCCAGAGCUCAGCCUGUUGCUCUAACCUUUGAUGCUGAGUCAAACAGAAACUAGAAGCUAAAGUCAGUGUCUAGUGCUUAGAAACCCUGUGGAUUUCCUUCUGAACCAAGUUUCUUAAUAGUAAAAUAAAUAACCCUUAUGGACGUCUGUCAGAUUAAAAGUUUGGUCCUAUUAGAGAGGAGAAAGACUGUAAGGAAAAUACUGGAUCCCUUUGGGCUGAUGUUACUUUUUCUUUCCUUGAGUCAUAGGACGCAUCAAUCCCCCAGGAAAUGACAUUCCCUGGCAUCUGCUUGCCCUUCUGAGUCUGUCCUUUUUGCACUGAGCAUAAGCACUUUAUACUAAUGGGUCACAAAUCUUAAUUAGGGAUGUUAAGACCAGAUUUUCCUGGCUUUUUCCUCUAACUAAUUGAAGUAUCAAAUAGGGAACCAUUGACUAGACUGACAUAAGAUGAGGCUAAAGGCCUUUGAGCAUCACACUGUGGUCUCCAGCAGAAAACAUCACCACCACUAAAUCAACAUCCUUGUCGAGGGGUGGAAUGUUUUACUACAAGCAAGCCACAAUAAAGUGUCGAUCUGACAAGUUU